Messenger RNA from Doryrhamphus excisus (bluestripe pipefish), 762 nucleotides. RefSeq names its product peptidylprolyl isomerase (cyclophilin)-like 3 (gene ppil3). Gene Ontology annotation, molecular function: peptidyl-prolyl cis-trans isomerase activity. The record is from RefSeq and is a predicted model, not a curated record. Gene Ontology annotation, biological process: protein folding; protein peptidyl-prolyl isomerization. NCBI's taxonomy places the organism in Eukaryota, Metazoa, Chordata, Actinopteri, Syngnathiformes, Syngnathidae. Gene Ontology annotation, cellular component: catalytic step 2 spliceosome.
UUAUUGGACUAUAACAUGCUUAUUUAUCUUGAAACAGUAGUUUCACCGGAACCAACUUUGGAAACGAAGCUUGUAUUCGCACGGACAUAUUUCACGGACGUACUCAUCGUCACUGCGUUUGAAAUGGCUGUUACUCUUCACACAGAUUUAGGAGACGUCAAGAUUGAAUUAUUUUGUGAACGUGCACCGAAAUCAUGCGAGAACUUCCUCGCUCUGUGUGCCAGUGGCUUCUAUAAAGGCUGCAUCUUCCAUCGCAACAUUAAAGGCUUCAUGGUGCAAACUGGAGACCCAACAGGCACUGGCAAAGGAGGGACAAGUAUAUGGGGACGCAAGUUUGAAGAUGAGUUCAGCGAACAUUUAAAGCAUAAUGUUAGAGGAGUGGUCUCCAUGGCAAACAAUGGUCCCAACACAAACGGAUCUCAGUUUUUCUUCACCUAUGCCAAACAGCCACAUUUGGACAUGAAGUACACUGUGUUUGGAAAGAUCAUCGAUGGCUUGGAAUCGCUGGAUGAGCUGGAGAAACUUCCUGUACACGAAAAGACAUUCCGACCAUUGACUGAAACUCGGAUUAAAGAUGUAACCAUUCAUGCCAACCCUUUUGCUGGAUAGCUUGCAUAUUUGAGCAAAAAAAAUUAACAAAACAGGGAGAUGAUGUUGUUCAAUUAAAAAGAAAAUAGCAAAGUGAUAUUCUCCACAUUCAUUUAGAUUGAUAAACUCUGUACAUUUGAAAAGUUUUGUACUGAAUAAAAUGUUGGUCAUUAA